GAUCUACAUUAUGCGCGGUCCGUUGGUAGCACAGAAGGAAAUAAGAGCGCCGAUAAGUGUCAGGAGGAAGAACAGGUUGCGUGUAAAAAAAAAUGACGCCUUUAUGAAGUGAUCAUGGCCCGGCUGUACAGUUUUUGGUUGUGUGGCUCGGUGACCCGUGGGACUUCAUCAUUGCACAGCCUCACUCAUGCAUGGCUUUCUGAGGAUGAUUUCUUCAAUUUAUCGCACGGCAUCGGAUUUUGGGGCCGAAUUAGGUGGCAAAAUUGGCUAAAGCAAGCGCAAAACUUCGGACUUAUACUCGCCAGAUUUCGGGUUUCGAUAUGUCGAUUGUUCUAUUACUAUAAAAGCUGGCCACCUGCCUAGUCGAUUAUAGGUUGAUAAGUAUCCUUCAGCAU
This is a messenger RNA of Cantharellus anzutake, 395 nucleotides long. RefSeq lists its product as uncharacterized. The transcript is spliced from 2 exons. The record is from RefSeq and is a predicted model, not a curated record. The coding region runs from base 115 to 363 and encodes 82 amino acids. NCBI's taxonomy places the organism in Eukaryota, Fungi, Basidiomycota, Agaricomycetes, Cantharellales, Hydnaceae.